Bufo bufo (common toad) is the source of this 5051-nucleotide messenger RNA. RefSeq names its product FYVE, RhoGEF and PH domain containing 4 (gene FGD4). The coding region runs from base 650 to 3007 and encodes 785 amino acids. NCBI's taxonomy places the organism in Eukaryota, Metazoa, Chordata, Amphibia, Anura, Bufonidae. Gene Ontology annotation, molecular function: guanyl-nucleotide exchange factor activity; metal ion binding. Gene Ontology annotation, cellular component: cytoplasm. The record is from RefSeq and is a predicted model, not a curated record. The transcript has 17 exons. Gene Ontology annotation, biological process: cytoskeleton organization; filopodium assembly.
CGUCUUCAAGUCUUUUAUGCUGCAAACUAGAGCACUUGGACAAAGAUCGAAAAAAAAAAAAAAUCUGCACCUGUCAGUCAGGCUCUGCUAUUGCCAGGGGCAGCUUGUCCCUUCAUUAAGAAAUUUGCAAAGCACAGGGACAAUGAGUGAAAAAAAAAAACUAGUUGCCCAAUAGGCAGGAGCCGUAUUCAUCCAAUAGAGUAAGCUGAGGCCGGUUGCCACGGAUAUCGCCAUCUGUUCCCUCCCCACUGGAAUGUGGAGCCUGCUGGAGAAAAGCUGGGAAGCAAUACAGUGUGGGUACGGAGACCUGCAGUGGGGAAAAUCCUAGGACUGACCCAGAAUAAGGACUAAUCCAGGAUUCCAUGCAGGACGCGGUCACGUCAUUUCUGGAUUCCGGAUACCCCCAGGCAACAGCGUACAGUGUCCCCGUAUCCUUCCCUCCUGGAAGCCGAUCUCCACUAGCCGAGACCAACUGGUAGAUGAGGAGAGAAGGAAUAAACAAAAUGAUUACACGUCGGACUUUCCCAAAACUGUAGGGAGAAGUCCAAAGCCUAAAGUACCACCAAAGCCUUCAGAUUUACCGCCCUCUCCAUCACCAUACAAGAACCAAUCUCCUAUCUGCAGAACCUAUCCUCGGGUCCGUUCCAGGAUGGAUGAAGGUUCCCCUUCGGCAGGAGAGAAGUCAAGCAAGAUCUCGGAUCUCAUCAGUCGAUUUGAAGGCAGUGGCACUGUUGAAACCAAAAACGAAAGUCCAGAUCUGAAUAAUGGACCUACUCAAAAGACUGUAGCUAAAGUAAUUCUCCAACCACGACCAUUUACUGAACACCCCCUUCUCCACAAACAAACUGUAAGUCAAGAAGAACCAAAGCACAAUGGCAUAGUAGGCCCUGACCUGGAGGAAUAUGUUGAAGCAGACACACUACCUUCUGCUGGAAAUAAGAUUGAGAAUGAACUCCUUUCUUCACAAUUACCUCAAACUCCAAAAUCUCCUAUUCAUGAUACAAGAGUUCCAACACCUCCAAAAUCUCCAAACAGGACACAAGCCUCUAGGACACAGGAUUUUCCACCAAUGGAUACACAAGAUUCUUUUCCUGGAACAUCAGAACUUUUCACUGAACAGAUCUUAUCUCCCUCAGAAGAAGCCGCAGUGCAGAAUCUUCUGAAUGGAGGACCCCAAACAUCUAGGGAUAAACCCAGCCAUAAGGGUCUUAUUAAUGAGGGGUACCAAGAAACUGAACUCCCGAGCAGAUUAUCAUCUGAGGAGAACGAUAUAGAAGGCAAUAACAGUAUCAAGUCCGUGUCAAGUCAAUCUGAUGAAAUCAAGGAAACAAAUGAGCAGAAACUUCAUAACAUUGCCAAUGAACUUCUACAGACAGAACGAGCGUAUGUCAGCAGGUUGGAACUUCUGCAGACCUUUAACAAAGCAUUAGAGAAUGAAGCCAAGAAAGGAUCUUUCCCAGUGGAUGUUCCUAACAAAAUAUUCUCAAACAUUAUCUCAAUUUACAAUUUCCAUUCGUCAUUCCUGCUUCCGGAGCUUGAGGGCAGAAUGAAUGAAUGGUCUAUCAGCCCCAGAAUUGGAGAUAUUUUACAAAAACUGGCACCAUUCUUAAAGAUGUAUGGAGAGUAUGUGAAAAAUUUUGAUAACGCUAUGGAAACGGUGAAAACCUGGACGGAGCGGUCGGCGCAGUUUAAACAUGUGGUUGAAGAAAUACAGAGGGAAGGAAAGUGCGGUAGCUUGACACUGCCGCACCAUAUGCUGGGGCCAGUACAACGGAUACCACGAUACGAGAUGCUCUUAAAGGACUAUCUGCGCAAACUGCCCGAAGACUCACUUGAUCGAAAGGAUGCAGAAAAGUCCCUUGAAAUUAUUUCAACGGCAGCAAUUCACUCAAAUACAGCAAUCAGGAAAAUGGAGAGUCAGAAGAAGCUACUGAUGGUAUAUGAAAUGCUGGGAGAAGAAGAGGACAUUGUCCACCCCUCUAGUGAGUUCAUAAAAGAGGGGCAGAUUCUUAAACUGGCCGCUCGUAACACGUCAGCCCAAGAGCGACAUCUCUUCCUGUUCAACAACAUGUUACUGUACUGUGUGCCUAAGUUCAGUCUGGUGGGGGCAAAGUACUCUGUGCGUACAAAGAUCGGACUGGAAGGUAUGAAAGUGGUAGAGACGCAGAAUGACGACUAUCCGUACACCUUCCAAAUCUCGGGCAAAGAGCGUACACUGGAGUUACAGGCCAGCUCUGAACAAAUAAAACAAGAAUGGCUCAAGGCUUUGAACGCAGCGAUUGCAGAAUUUCAGCAGCGGAAUGAAACCUUUAUAAUUGCAAAUGCUAAAAAAAUGGAGGAGGCGCCACAGGAAGUUCCUAGUGCUGAACUGGGUCUCCGAGCUCCAAAGUGGAUCCGAGACAAUGAGGUGACCAUGUGCAUGAAAUGCAAAGAGCAAUUUAAUGCGCUGACCAGGAGGAGACAUCAUUGCAGGGCGUGUGGCCAUGUAGUUUGUUGGAAAUGUUCUGACCACAAAGCCCCUCUUCAAUAUGACGGUAAUAAAAUGAAUAAAGUGUGUAAAGACUGCUACCAUAUAUUGCAAGGUUGUAACAACAGCGAGGAGAAAGAGAAGAAAAGGGGCAUACUGGAGAUUGAGUCUGCAGAAGUCUCAGAAAAUAGCGUAAUCUGCAGUUUCCUCCAGUAUAAUGAAAAGUCAAAACCUUGGCAGAAGGUCUGGUGUGUGAUACCGCAACACGAGGCUCUUGUGUUAUACAUGUAUGGAGCGCCACAGGAUGUCAAAGCCCAAGCCACAAUUCCUCUUCUGGGUUACAUUAUUGAAGAAUCACCCCGUGGAGUAGACUUGCCCUACAGCUUCAGACUAUCUCAGUCUAAAUCCAUACACAGCUUUUCGGCUGACAGUGAAGAACUGAAGCAGAGGUGGCUUAAAGUUAUCAAUCUGGCAGUAGUGGGGGAGACCACAAGUAACAGAAAUGGUGCUGUAGAUGGACACUUAGAACCUUCUCUGUGAUAAUGAAAGUUCUUCUUGGAAACCCCAAUGAAAUAUGAACACAAGCCUAAGAAAGUUCUUUAAAAGGAUAAGCCGAAUUUGGUUUACAGAUCUAACUACUGACCUGAGAUCGAAUGUCACUUAGCUUCCAGGUCACAUCUUUCUUCAGUGCCAACCAUGAAAAUCCAUAUGGCUAUUUUGGUGGUGAGAAGAAUACUUGGUGGACCAGUCUUGAUCAAUAAUUGGGGGGUCUAACAUUCACCAAAAGGAGGUAUCACUACAUGGCGACAUUUUAUGGAUCUUUAGGACUUCAAGAACAUCUCUGAUACAGAUUUCAAAAACAAGGUGAACGCUACAACAGUUAAAAGGACAACACCCGAAAAUUCCAGAUAAUGUUAUAGGAAAUCAAUUAUUUUAUUAAUAAUUGCACAAUCAGCUAAAAGAUGAAAUUGUAAUGUUUUACAGAUUUAUUCAUAGAGCGUGGAUGAGAAAAAUUUAAAGGCACAAUGGUAUGACAGAGAAAGCACAUGGGGACUUAGAGUGAGGUCUAACGUAUGCCCCAAUCCUAAACAAAAUUAUUGUAAAUUGAAAAGUCCUUGAUUUAUCAACUUUUUAUUUGCACUUAGAUUUUAUUUAUUAAUUAAAUAUUGUCCUUUGUAAUACACCAUCGCGACUGUCAUUAUGCUGGUGUUAAGAUGCCACCUUAAAGGCUUUCUCCAGAAUUUAAAAACUGAUGACCUAUCCCUAGGUGGUUUUCAAUAUCAGAUUGCAGGGGAUCUGACACCCCCAUUCACUUCAGUUGGAGCAGCACAGCAGUAACCCGCUUCAUCUACUACACAAUGGAGGGAGCUGUGUAGUUAUACUGCCUACUUCUGGCACUGGAGCUACUCCCAAACAGCUAAUCUGAAGGGUGCGGGGUGUCAGACAGGUCAAUUGUUAAAUUGACUUGUUUAACUAGUGUUCAAGGGUGGACAUUCAAGUUUUAGAGAACUCUCUACUGUCCGACACUAGUGAGGGUCUCCGAGCUCUAGUUUGAGCACCCCUUUGUUUGGGUAGUGUGAGUACCAGCUGAAAGAACCCACCAACUUUAUAGGAAUUUAGGUGGAAUGCCCCUUUAUUUAUUUUAUCUUCAUAUAAAUACAUUGAGUUGGUUUCAAAAAUCAUGUUUCUGUUCGAAUUUUUCCUCAGUUACCUACAUUUUUUGUUACGUGGGGGAAGGGGGCAGCCAUUUUGUCGUUUAAAGUGAAUAUUAGUAAUGGCUCACCAUUGGAAUGAUGAUAGUUCUUAUGAGGUAAAGGAACACACCAAGGCAAGACUGAUAUUGUGCUAUGUCUAGGGCAGAGGCUGAGGGGGUGGAGCAUGACACCGAUUUAACAAACCCUGUGUCAUGCACCGUUCCCUUAUUAAACGUAACAUAAUAUGAGUUGUACCUGUAGUGGGUGAUUUACCAGUGAGUGCAGGGUCGGUAAGUAAAUGGCUGCCAAACUGGUUCAGUGAUAUCAUCAGUCUGAAGUAAAGUAAUAGCAGAUGAGCAUUUACAUGGGCAGUACGGCCACUGCUCAUUUUUUGAGGCCAUUUAAAUUCUCUUUUAUAGCAUUCCACAACUGUUUCUGAAGUUAGAGGCCUAUAAAACAGUAUUAUUAUUAUUAUUAAAGGUGUAAUGCUUUAGAGACAGGCUAUGUGAUUUCUAGGGGGCCCUUGGAGAGACGAGGCCUAGCCCUGGAUGGUCCAUCUCAUGGAAAUUGUCCCAAGGUUCAUGGAAAAGACCAGCAAACACCUAGCUGUUACAUGACUGUGUGCACGUGCUAACUGAGGGAACUAACAUACAUACAUUAUACAUAAAGUACAUAUAUACAUAGCUAACAUACAUUGACAUAUGGACUGAUGUGGGAGAAAAUGUGUCUACAAUGUACAGUCAAUACUAUCACUGCAAAUAAAGCAAGCGUCUUCAUCUUUAAAGGGGUUAUCCCAUGACUAAUGUAAAAAAUUUAAAUCAGACAUCAUAUAGUACAUGACAAUCUCAACAAGGCUAGAACCACUAUUGUACCUCACAUGGAUCCAGAGA